This is a messenger RNA of Condylostylus longicornis, 1848 nucleotides long. RefSeq names its product piggyBac transposable element-derived protein 4-like. The transcript is spliced from 2 exons. NCBI's taxonomy places the organism in Eukaryota, Metazoa, Arthropoda, Insecta, Diptera, Dolichopodidae. The coding region runs from base 1 to 1848 and encodes 615 amino acids. The record is from RefSeq and is a predicted model, not a curated record.
AUGACUUUUAAUAUGAAACUGAGGUACUCAAAAAUUGACUAUCGUCUUGUUUAUAAAACCGUUAAUUCUGAGGAAACGCCUUAUGUAUACUUAUACUUACCAACCCCUCAAAAUGACGGAAUUAAUAAUUUUGCUCUUAUAUUUAUAAAUACUGGCCAAAUUUACAAAAUUGAAACACCUGAGUUCAAUGAAAAUGAUACAAGUAUAGACAGCAAUGAAGUUGAAAAAUCUGAUUCAGAAUGUGAAAAGGAAAAUGAAUUUCCUGCUUCUUUCUUUAGAUGUCGAAAACGUAUGCGAAUUUGUUCAAGCUCUGAAAGUGAUAACGAAACCAGCAACGCUAAUAUAACGCGUAAAGAUGUACACAUUGCAAGUGAUGGAACUGUUUGGAAAGAAAUUCAAAAAGGUGGUUGCGCUGGUAGAUCACCUUCACAUAAUAUUUUCAAGGCUACUUCAGGACCAACUGCUUACACCAAGCGGAAUAUAAUAUCAGGUCAAGUUAGUAGCGCGUUUAUGUUACUAAUUAAUAAUCGCAUGAUAGAGCAUAUUAAAAAUUGCACAGAAACAGAAGCACAAAAUGUUUUAGGUAAUCAUUGGACAACAAGCAUUGAUGAAUUAUAUGCUUUUAUAGCGAUUUUAUAUGCUAGGGGAGCAUAUGAAUCAAAAAAUAUGAAAAUAUCAUAUUUGUGGUCAAAAAAAUGGGGACCUCCUUUUUUCAAAAGUACAAUGAGUAGAAACAGGUUCACGGAAAUUUUGCGCUUCAUUCGAUUUGAUAAAAAAAAUGAAAGAAGUAGUCGUUUACAAGUAGAUAAAUUUGCACUAGUUUCCGAAACAUGGAAUGCAUUUAUGAAUAAUAGUCAAAACUGCUACAAACCGGGUUCUUCUCUUACCAUAGACGAACAACUUUUUCCAACCAAGGCAAGAUGUAGGUUUACGCAAUACAUGCCAAAUAAACCUUCUAAAUUUGGGAUAAAGUUUUGGUUGGUAACCGAUGCUGAAAAUAGAUAUGUACUAAAUGGUUUUCCAUACCUAGGAAAAGAUAAUUUACGAAUAUCAUCGACACCUUUACAUGAAUAUGUGGUUCUAAAGCUUGUUGAACCUUAUUUAGGUUGCGGAAGAAGUAUAACUACUGACAAUUUUUUUACCAGUAUUCCAUUGACAAAAAAACUUUUAGCUAAAAAAACAACAUUAGUUGGAACUCUGCGAAGUAAUAAAAAAGAAUUACCACAAAUAGCAAAAGUAAAAAAAGAUAACAUGGCUCGGUAUGAAACUAUACUAUUAAAGUCUGAUAAUAUAGUUCUCACUAUUUACAAAUCAAAGCCUGCGAAAAAAGUAUUAGUUCUGAGUUCCAAACAUACCAACGUGAAGAUUGCCAAAAAUUAUAAACUUUUACCAGAAACUGUCGAAUUCUAUAACAAAACUAAGUUCGGAGUAGAUGUUAUUGACCAAAUGGCUCGGAAGUACAGUGUAAAAGCAAGUUCCCGUAGAUGGCCAUUGCAAGUUUUCUAUAAUAUUUUAGAUUUGGCAGGAAUCAACGCCUGGAGCUUAUACAAGGAUAUUACUGGCGAAAAUAUAACGAGAAAACAAUUUUUAUACCAAUUAUGUGAAGAACUCGCUGAUAAAUAUACACAUAAUAAAAUGCUGAAAUCCUCGCAGCCAGAAAAAUGGAGUAUAAUAGAGACCAUGAAAUCUACUUCGGAACAUCCUAAAGAAGAUAUGCAGCGAAAAUCUUGUGUAAUUGGAUUCUGCAAUAAAAACAAAACUAAUUCUCUUUGUUUUAAAUGCACGAACUACAUGUGUGGGAAGUGUACUGCCGAAAAAAUUUCUAUUUGUAAGAAAUGUGCUACAUAA